AUGGCCGACAAGGAUCUAGAGCUAUUGGACAACGUCGAGCUGCGCUUUGCCUUGGCAGAGACCGACUCCCAAUUGGAAAAAACGCUCAACACCUUCCUCUGCCCCGUCCUCUUGAAGCUGGCCAGCCCUGCAGAGAACGUCAGAGCAAAGGUCGUCAGCAUCUUGACGCACAUUAACAAGCGUGUUCGACCAAAACCUUCUAUCAAGCUGCCUGUGACGCCCCUACUCCAACAGUUCUCGACCAACAGCUCGGUGCUCGUCAAAAACUUUUCCCUCAUCUACAUCGAAAUGGGAUACGAGCGACUCAAUCUCGAGUGCCUGGCUGAAGUGAAGCAGCUGAACGAAGACAACACAACGUCAGACCCAUACGACUUUAUCGCCAACCCAUUGGACGCAAUCGUGCUUCUCUCGCGAUUCCAGGACGUUCUUCUCUACCGCCAGCCUAUUAUUGCACAGCCGACGCUUCAUCCGACUAGCGAAGCUCAGUCACCAUCAAGCCCACUCUCUGGAGCAGCUGCACCAGCCAUUCCUGAUGGUAUGAGCCCUCAGUCUCUUCUUUACGUAACAAACAACCGGAAGGCGCCUUGGGCAACCUCCAGUGAUCUCAAGAACAUCAAGACUGGCGCACUGAGAUUUGUCUGCUCGACAACAUCUUUCCCUGACGCUUUGCCAGCUCAGGUUCACUUAGAGCGGUUCAUUGCUUUGAUUGCAGCUACAGGAGACGCCUAUAAUGAGGCUGUCAGCAUGGGAGAGGAUGGACUCAAGCGAAUCAAAUUACCGGAUCUGGAGGAGAAAACGGCUAUUGAUAGGCUGUAUCAGAUGUACCAGGGUUCCAACAGGGGCAAACCGGUUCCUGGCCAAGAGGACGUUUUCAGACAGCCAAGUUCGAAUGUGGUGAAGCUGAAGAUUAUGAGCUACCUUUCAAAGUCCAAAGUGGCAACAGAGUCCUUCCCUUCUGCUCUUCAAGUGUCGUUCGACUGUUUAUACGGUCCCAAAACCAACACCAAGUUGGUCAUGGCCGGCAUGGCCUUUGUUCAAUGGAUUGCUAGGAUGAGCUCCCAAACUGCGUUGGCGCCGAUUGCGCCCGUCCUCGUUUCAGGAUUGCUGAAGUACACUCGGGAGAACGCUGAUGCUGCCGGAAUGGAGAGCGAAGCUGCCAAGGGAUUCGCCUACGUGGCCGUCAGUCUGAUCUCGAAGAGAGUUCCCGACAUCUUCAGAAAGGACUUGUCGAUCACAGAGGGAUUCUUUGACCAGCUCUCAUCUCAACCCCCCAAUGUAAAGACCUACAUCCAGGAAGCACUCUGUACACUCCUGGACGCCUUCCAGCCCCUGAAGGACUGGGCAACUGAGAUUGAGGUGAAGCGCAUCCUGGCAAUCAUAGAAGACAACAUGGCUAAGGAGGAGCACCAGGCGCGCUAUUGCGCCAUCAGAUACGCGACAGGACUGUUCCCAUUCUCAGACGCUGCCUCCAAGUACGUUUGUCUGAUGACCGUUGCAGAUUCCAAACUUGAGAUCAGGGAGGAGGCCAAGCGCGGUCUCACCUUCCCGACUGCUCGAGCACUCGAAGAAAAUGCUGCGGCUUCACAAGAGUCGAUUCUUCCUGACUUCAUCAAGUUGGUGGAUCUUAUCAAACUCAAAUCAAGGGCUACCCAGAGCCGCACGGACGAAGUUCGCUCCAGGCCGACGUAUGGAAAGUCAUUCAUCAUGGGCUUUCCUUCAGAAGUCUUCAUCCAUAUCUUGCAGUUCUUCCGCCGGCUUUUGAUCACCAGUGCUGAUCCGGAUGUGAUUAUUGAGGAAUCAUCGAACGAUUACGAGAUCCAGCAGUUCGUCUUUACACCCGAGACACGAAGAAAGGUCAAGGCUUGGUUGAAGGACAUGUGGGAGAAUGAGAGUCGGAUCGACAACGAGCAGGAGACUCUCGCGAGCUACAUCUCCUUCCUUGAGAUCGCCAUGAACCACCAAGGACCCGAUGACAAAAGCCUUCAUUCGACAGCCUUGACCUGUCUAUUGGAACUCUUCUCUCUUGCUCCUAGUAGCCUGUCAGAGCAGUACUCCCAUCGACUUGGCUGGUUCAAGCCAUACAUCGGGUCUCCUAAGAUUGAGUCGCGCCACGCAGUUGCGCACAUCAUUGGAAUCGUCGGAACUGAUAACUUGGGUGACGCCAAUCCCCAGCGCGAGGUCUUCCUGCAGUUUUUGCGUGAACUACACACUGUGAUUAAAGACAAAACCAAGCAGGUAACGGUGGAGCAGCGUCAUGGAAGCAUCCUGGCUGUGGGAUUCAUUUUAGGGCGACUGUUGUACAGAUACCCGUCGGCCGUAUUCGACAUUUUGCCAGAGGGAGAGUUCCAGGAGUUGGUUGGAGAAAUUGUAGAAGAACUGGACUCGAAGCAGAACAUGUUUGUGUCGGCCGCGGCGAUUUGUCUGGGAGAAAUAGGAAGAUAUGGCGCCAUUCCUUCUAAAGACAUCUCCAAGGACAUUCAGAAACUCAUCGAGACCGCCAAGACCACCAAGGAUAUCAAGACUCAGGAGUAUGCCGUUGCGUCGCUUGGUCACAUCGGCGUUGGUAAUCCAGCACUUGUGCAAGACAUCUUGACUUUCUUAUACGACUUUGGACCCAAGCAGACAAAACAGACCGAGGUCAACUUUACGAUCGGAGAGGCCAUUGCCUGCAUUGGUGCUGGAUGGCAAUGUACCGCCAUGGAUGUCUUUGCCGAUGUCGCGGACCAGGAGCCCUCCAAGUCAAGUGUUGAUGGUGCAAUCAUGGAUGGCAUCUUGAAGACCAUCUUGGAUGAGAUGGCCACCUCGCCCAAGGCUGCAACCAAGAAGGCUGCUUGUAUCUGGUUGUUGUCACUCGUCAAGUUCUGCUCCAGUCGUCCAAGUGUCAAGCUUCAACUUCCAAAACUGCACUCGGUCUUUUCAAGCCUCCUCUCGGAUCGUGAUGAAUUGACGCAGGAGGUAGCCUCCAAGGGUAUCGGUCUAGUGUACGAGCUGGGUGACCAGUCGAUCCGCAGCCAACUUGUCGGCUCGCUUGUGGGAAUGUUUGGUGAAGGCAAGAAGGCGGCGCCCAAGGUGACGGGCGAGACUGAGCUCUUUGAUGGCAACGCUCUUGGACAGGCACCGGACGGCUCGUCGCUCUCGACCUACCAGUCUAUUCUUUCCUUGGCCAGCGAUAUGAACCAGCCCGAGCUCGUCUACAAGUUCAUGCACCUUGCCAGUCAUAAUUCCAUGUGGCAGUCAAGAAAGGGAGCCGCAUUCGGAUUCUCGUCGAUUGUCUCGCAGGCAGAGGCGGAGCUCAAGCCCCAUCUCGCGACGCUUAUUCCCAAGCUCUACCGCUACCAGUAUGACCCCAACCCCAAGGUCAACGAGGCUAUGACCAGCAUUUGGAGAGCGUUGGUUAAGGAACCCAAGAAGGCUGUUCAAGAAUAUUUUGAUGUCAUCAUCAAGGAUCUCUUGGAGGGCAUGGGAGCUAGAGCAUGGAGAACCCGCGAGUCCAGCUCUCUUGCUAUGGCCGACCUUCUGCAAGGCCGCUCUGUUGAAGAGAUUGAAAAGUACUUGGAAAACAUCUGGGUCAUGUCCUUCCGUGCAUUAGACGACAUCAAGGAGAGUGUCCGGACGGCCGCCUUCAAGACCUGCCGUGCACUCACAUUAAUGACGGUCAAGUACUGCGACCCCAAGCAUGUCACGGAAGCCGAGGGUCAGCGAGUCCUGGAUAUUAUCAUCCCGUUCCUGGUCGGCAAGGGUCUGCUCUCAAACGCCGAGGAGGUGUCAAAGUUCAGUUUGACUACCAUCUUGAAGAUCUGCAAGCAGGCCGGUUCCUUGCUGCGAUCCCACAUCCCUGUCAUUGUUGUGGCUCUUCUAGAAGGACUCACAUCCAUGGAGCCUCAAAUGAUGAACUACCUGAGUUUUCACACGGAAAAGUAUCAAGUUUCUCAGGAGCAACUGGAGAGUAGUCGUUUAAACGCUGCUAAGCUUUCACCCAUGAUGGAGGGAAUUGAGGCCUGUGUCGAGAACGUGGACGACACCGUGAUACCUGAGCUGUCCUCUCAGCUCAUCACAAUGAUUAGGAAGGCCGUUGGUCUUCCCACCAAGGCUGGUUGUGCACAUCUUUUGGUGUCCCUCUGCAUCAAGAAGCCAGCAGUGAUGCGACCUUUUGCAGACACCAUUCUCAAGACUCUCGGAUCUGCGAUCAAGGACAAGUCGCCAGCUGUCAGAAAGUCGUACGCUGUUGCCGUCGGUUACCUCUCGCGCCUUGUAACCGAUGCAGCUCUCGUCAAGUUUGUCGAGCGCCUUGGAGGCUACUACCUCGAUACCGAAGAGGAGGACCUGCGAUCGAUUGCUGCCGUCACGGUGCGGGAGAUCUCAAAGAACGCGUCAGACAAGUUCAAGGGAGUUGCGUCCGCGAUCCUUCCCACUGUGCACUAUGGAACGUUUGACGCCCACAAAGACAUUGCAGAAGUGUGGAAGGAGGUCUGGGAGGAGCAUACAACAGGCGCCACCUCAGCCGUCAAGUUGUAUGCGGACGAAAUUGUUCAGCUCCUGUCAAAGCAGCUUACUUCUGCAUCUUGGAAUGCCAAGAAGCAAUCUGCCAUUGCUUUGAAAGCAGUCUCGGACGUUAUGGACCUGACAAAGUACAUGGAUACAGUUCUCCCUCUGGUGUUGGAUGGACUGUCGGGGCGGACUUGGGAUGGCAAGGAGCACGUUGUCAACUUGCUUCCGUCUGUUGCACUCUCUUCCAAGGCCUACUUCGAUGACAAGGCUCCAAAGUUGCAAGAGAUCGCCAAGGUUCUGUUGCGAGAGUCCAAGAAGGUGAACAAACAGUACAAACGAUAUGCAAUUGAUGCCUUGGGCAAGUUCUUGGACAGGUUUGCAGGGGUUGACUACUACUUGGAAGUCAAAUCGAUGCUGUUUACGAUUCUGGAGAACAAGGAGGACGAAGAUGAGGACGAGGAGCACGAUAAGCCGUUGCAGUUGAUGGUCAUGGCCAGUGCUGCCAAGGCUGUCGGGUUGGCCUGGACCAGAAACGCCCAGCUUCAAGAACAAUAUUCGAGCGAAUUUGUAACCAAGACGUGCCAGGCUCUUGUGCGGAACAUCUGGAAUGUGCGAGCAGCACUCUUGGAGUCGUUGCACAAAUUCUUUGAAAAGUUGGAUCUCACCUCUUCGGCCAAGGUGGUCUCGGAGGAGUCGAUUGUUCUUAUCCUUGACAGUCUGUUGGAGGGUAGUCUGAGGGAUUUUAAGUAUGUCGCUUUGCGGAACGAGGGACUUGAGCUCCUCAAGACUGUUGUCGCCAAGUUGAAAGGUACAAAUUCAUGGACGCCUGUGGUUUCGGCUAAGGUUCGGGAGGUGCUUAGUAUUGUAAGGAAAGACCCUCUUCCCAGUAUCUCUGAAGUCGCUGCUGUCCUGGAAAGCACCCUCGACUGA
Linnemannia hyalina is the source of this 5418-nucleotide messenger RNA. Lineage: Eukaryota; Fungi; Mortierellomycota; Mortierellomycetes; Mortierellales; Mortierellaceae. The record is from the annotation of a GenBank genome assembly.